AUGGCUUCGUCCACAGAGGCCAGAGAGCUGGAGCUCGUUGGCAAAGUGGAGAUGCGUAUAGCUCUUGCAAAGGAUGAUAAAUUGGAGUCGAUGCUGAAGAUAUAUCUCUCACCGCUGCUCCUGAAAUUAGCUAGUGACUAUGCUGCUGUCCGGAACAAGGUGAUAUCCACGUGCCAACAUAUCAAGAUUCGUCUCGCUGGAAAUCCGGAGAUUGUUUUGCCGGUAGCGGCGCUCUUGAAGCAGUACAAGGAAAACCCGGAGUCAUCCAUGAUCCGCCACUUCGACCUCAUGUUCAUACAGCAGAGUGUUGGCAAACUAUCGUCUACAGAGCAAAUGAACUUGCUGCCCACGAUAUUACACGGACUAGCCAAAGACUCAGGAAAGCCAACUUGUGCCACCCUAUUUAAUCUAUUUCUACGCUUAUUACCACGCCUUAAACUACCUCUGCGUGGAAGCAAGGAAGACAGCGAGCUGAGAAAGCAGCUUGGACUUGAUGAGCAUGUGGAAGACGCGAGAUUCGUUGCCACUUGGUUCGGCAAACUUAUGCUCCUCACAGUGGUUCGCUCUACGGCGUCUGGUGUUACCUGCCCUGGACUUACAGUCCCAGAGUACGAGUUCCUGACGUUAAACGGAAAGCAAGAGACUUGGGAUCCUACCUCUGAUGAAGGUCUCAAUUUGGCACAAUCAAAAAUUGGAGUUCUGGGAUUUCUGGCGAGUGGCGCUUUCACUGAUGACGAGCGGUUCUUGCCGGCUUUGUUUGCAUCUGGGGAUACCAAUUCUCGGAUUUCCGGCGCAGGGGAUGACAUAUUAAAGCGGUCAGCCAUCUCACUUGAAGAUUCUGAGAAGAUUCGUAAUCUACUGCAAAUCUAUUUUACUCUCAAGCCGGCUCUUCAGACACGAUUACUCGUCUUGCUGAGUAAAUCCGCAAUUUCAACAACAUUUCCGCAGCAAAUUGUCAAACUUGUGCAACAGGCAAUUCAACCAGACGACAACACAAAUCUCCCAGCCAAAGGCCUUGAGACCGUGAAAUUCCGAAAUGCAUUAUUUAACUAUAUGAAUUGGGUAUCGCGCGUAGGUUCAGCUAAGGAUCUUGAGCAGGUCGCUCCUCCAUUGGUUGACUUAUUGCGGAGCUAUAUUGAAGACCAAGGUUGGCCUGUCCCUCAUGACAGAUCAUCGGACGCCGCUUCUUUACGAGCUCUGGCUUAUGAGACACUGGGAUCUCUAGCCAAGACCACUCCGUCCAUUGCUCUCAAGCAAGACUUGUCACUCGUCCGAUGGCUUUUCCGGUCGUUGACAGAAGAAGGGUCUUCAGAGACCAUAUUCGUCAGCAUUGAAGGCGCUCUUUCGAGCCUAUUAAAUAUAUUCGCCCCCCCACUAGACUCCGAAUUGAAGCGCGAGUUACGCUUGCUGCUCCUGAAGUACAUGACGUUAGUGGAAGGCGACGGUGUUGUGCGGAGCGCUCGGUUCUCCACUGUACGUUGGGCGAAUCGAUGCCUUGAUUAUAGCGAUAUCGUUGGACGAUGGAUCGAUAUACUAGCCCUAGGUGGUCGUACAGACGAACGCAGUGAUGUGAUAGAAGAGGGCAAAAAGGGCCUGGAUCCUUAUUGGUACCGACUCUUGAACUUAUCAGUUACUUCUGACUGUCCCCUCCCUGAUUGGAGCGAGAUGGUCAAGGUAUUUUUCACUGGCCAAAGCAUCCUCGAAAGUUCGACAGUUGCCAAUAGCAUGAAGAGCGGCAUGGAAAUUGAUGGGGUAUCUGUCUUUGGAAAUUUCUCCGGAACAAAGAUCAACGCUUUCUCGUCCGCCGUUGGUUACUGUCGUCAAAUGCUCCUGAUGGCUGCCUUGGAAGUAUCUGAAAUUUCAUUUGAUGUCGAUGCGGAUUGGGAGCGCCAACUGGAUGUUCUCUUUCGCUCUGACAAGCAGGCCCGAAAGCUCACCAAGGCCUACAUUAAGACUAUUGACCGGGAUGCGUUACACAUAUAUCUCACUGCGGCUCUGGAAGGCAUGUUGCGGAAAGAUGGAAAUGGCCUCGAGGGCUGUGGCAAAUGCUUCGUCGAAAUAGCUUCAAUAGCGCCCAGUGAGACCAUUGGUCGCCUUGCUGGAAGGGCUAUUGAGCUCCUGUCUUCUAUCAAGUCGAAUAACAUAGCAACACGCGAGAUUGCUUCGCGGGCGUUUGGGAUUCUUGCUUCGCAUCCAGAGACUACUACCGACUCGAUCCAUAAACUGGUCGAAUCACUUUCGGCCGAUAUAAAGCCUUGGGCGACUGCUGUGGGCGCGGAAUCAAACAAGGUCCAUGGCUCAAUUCUUGCAAUUGGCUAUCUACUCAGCCGGGCUUCAUACUAUGGCCGACUCAAUACCAUAAGCGAUGAUACUGUUCAAGAAGUUAUCAAUUUGCUAUUUGAGAUUCUGGCUGGCGCAAAAGAUACCACUACGAAAGAGGCCGUGCUAAAUGCAAUUGGGCAGCUAAGUGCUUCUAGCGUCAUAACGGUUGCACGCAUCGAAAGCUCCCCCUCAGAGCCUACCACUAUCAUUGAUUUGUUGGCUGCUGAAGCAAAAAAGGGCAACGAGAAGGCAAUCUCUACCCUCGGUCGCCUAUCUCUUGUAUUCGACGAGGAUCCGGAAUCUGGGCCCCUUUCUUCAAUCCUCUCAACCCUGUACGGACUCUACGAAUUAAAACAGGCCGAAAUCCACUUCUCUAUCGGAGAAGCCCUCAGCUGUGCGGGUGCGUGCUGGGACUCCGACGUUCUCCUCCUCAGUCUAGAUGUAGAUGCCAGUUAUGAAGGACGAAAGAAGCGACCAAGCACGGCCGAAUCCCUCCUCGCCAAGUUAUUACAGGACUGCAAGACGACCAAACCGUCAUUGAAAAAGGCGUCUGGUAUUUGGCUUUUCUGCCUGAUUCAGUACAGUGGCCAUUUAGAUGAAGUUCAAUCGCGUUUACGAGAAUGUCAGGCUGCCUUCAUGGGUCUACUUUCCGCUCGUGAUGAGCUUGUUCAAGAAACUGCUUCGCGUGGUCUCAGUCUUGUUUAUGAGCAGGGAGAUGCGACGCUGCGGGAGAAGCUUGUAAAUGACUUGGUUUCGUCGUUCACCGGCAGUAGUACGCAACUCAAAGUCGACGAGGAGACUGAGCUCUUCGAGCCUGGUGCACUGCCCACGGGCGAAGGAAAAUCGGUCACAUCGUAUAAAGACAUCAUAUCGUUAGCGAAUGAGGUUGGUGACCAAAGUUUGGUGUACAAAUUCAUGUCCCUUGCGGCGAACGCUGCCACCUGGUCGACUCGAGCAGCGUUCGGGAGAUUCGGGCUGAGCAAUAUACUCUCCGAGUCUGAGAUCGAUCCAAAGCUCUACCCGAAACUAUAUCGGUAUCGGUUCGACCCCAAUCCUAACGUACAACGCUCAAUGAACGGUAUCUGGAGCGCCCUUGUCAAAGAUUCGAGUGCAACAAUCGACCUCUACUUUGAUGACAUCUUGGCAGACCUCUUGACUAGCAUCCUAGGCAAAGAGUGGCGAACAAGACAAGCAAGUUGUGCAGCCAUUGCAGACCUUGUUCAAGGCAGGGAGUUUGACAAGUAUGAGAAGCACCUUCACAACAUCUGGCAGGUUGCAUUCAAGGUACUUGAUGAUAUCAAAUUAUCUGUUCGUGAGGCUGCUCUCUCUCUUAGCAUGGCCUUGACGGGAAUUAUUGUUCGGCAACUUGAGGCCGGGACUUCCUCUAAGAGUGCUCAAGCCAUGCUCAAGGAAGUUAUGCCAUUCCUUCUCUCGGAACAGGGUAUGCAGAGUUCUGCAAAAGAAGUCAGAGUAUUUGCAACAUUGACGGUUUUGAAGCUUGUCAAAAGUGGCGGAAAAGCUCUAACGGCUUUCGUACCUAAUCUAGUUGAGGAGUUGAUCGGCCUCCUAAGCACAUUAGAAGGCGAAGGGGUCGACUACAUCUACCUACGAGCAGCCCACUACAAUCUUACAGAGGAGAAGAUUGAUAAUGCUAGGUCAACAGCAGUAUCGCAUUCGCCUAUCAUGGAAGCUAUUGAGCGCUGUCUCGACAUCCUAGAUGAACCAACCAUGAAGGAAGUCGUUCCCCGCCUUGAAAAUGCUAUCAAAACUAGCAUUGGUAUGCCAUCGAAGAUUGGCUGCAGUGGCAUUCUCGUCAGUCUUGCCACACGACACACUUUUGUCUUCCGCAGUCAUGCCGAUACCUUCUUGAAAUUGAUAGAGAAGGCUGUUCUGGAUCGCAACAAUGCAGUUAGUGCUGGCUAUGCUAGAUCUGCUGGAUAUUUAGCCCGCCUUGCAAGCGACGACGCCCUAUCACGUCUCGCAGACUAUUCGAGGAAGUUGUACUUCGAAGGAGAAGAUGAGACUCGCCGGCAAGUAGCGGCAGAUAUUAUCUAUGCCGUUUCAAAGUUUGCUACGGACCGGUUUAACGCCUGGGCAUCAUCGUUUUUGCCAUUUGUGUUCUUCGCCAAGCAUGACUUUGAUGAGCACGUCAAGGAGCAGUUUGAAAAGACGUGGACCGAGAAUGUGGGUGGCUCAAGGGCGGUGCUUCUCUAUUCGAAAGAAAUCAACGGUUUAGCUGUUGAGCGUCUCGAAUCUCCGAGAUGGACCAUCAAGCACACCGCUGCCUUAACCAUCGCGGAUGUUGUUACAUCAUCUGGAUCGGAGAUCAGUAGUGUAAAUGCUACCGGCAUCUGGCCUGCUUUGGAGAAAGCCCUCGCCCUCAAGACCUUUGAUGGCAAGGAAAUUGUCCUCGAGGCCUUUGUGAAAUUGACUAAGGCGGCGAAGCCCUUUUGGGAAAAGGAUCCUAGCAUCGCUGCCCAGAUGAAAAAGAUCGCCAUCCGAGAAGCAAAACGAAAUAAUGAGACCUAUCGACCUCACGCAUUUAGUAGCUUGGGGGGGUAUAGCGAACUACGUAUAGACAUCGACAUGUUUGAUGAUAUCUCGAACGUCGUCACACCAAUACUUGAAGACGUCAUUAGUGAAGAUAAGAUGGAUACUUCGGAUGACAACAAGCCCGGGAAAACGGAAGAUAUGUUGGUGACAAACGGCAUCUCAGCUUUAUUCCGCGGUGUUAACACAAAGCACCCUGAUCAUUCUCCGUUAUCCCACCUACCAGAUCUGUUAGAGAUCUCUAAGAAGGUCUUUGCCUCUACCAAAGUCACAAAUGCCACCAAGAUGGCGCUCUAUGAACGCGCCAAAGCCCUGUUCGAGGGUCUCCGCCAGCGAGAGCAAGUACAAAGUACCAGUAGCUAUGACCUAGCCGUCGGGUUCUUCGCCUUGCUCGAUGUACCUAGUGGAUCUGGGAGCGAGAGCAUGAGAAUCAAGAGAGGCGAGGCUGCGGAGAUGAUUGUUCAAGCUCUUGAUCGCGGCGUUUUUGGAACUGCUACGGAAGAGAGGGAGGCGUGCAAAGAGAAAAUGAGGAAAAUGGCCCAGGAAGGAAGGAUAUCUGAAAGGUCCCCUGGAGUCCAGGCUGUUCUUGAUAGAGUUAUUAAAUGUCUUCGGGGCGGCCCGUUCCGAAAUUAUGCCAUCCUCACGAGCCAGGCACCCGAACUUUUUUCUUUUGUGCUUCCACCUCAGCAUCUUCCACAUCUCAACCGGCCACUCACUCACAAUGGCGUCUCCCCUCCCAAGGCUGUUCUCGCGGCGCUUCCUCUGCCAGCAAUGGACGCCAUUACAAAAGACCCGCAGCUCAAUAAUAUGCCGCAACCUUCGAGCUCCCCGAGGGCGACGCAGCUACGCGACAGGCGAAAGCGGCCCCAAUCCGCGUCCGGGCCAGAACCCGUUCAAGAUAUGGCCUUUUAUCGCCAUCACGCUCGCGGGAACAGGAGCGUAUAUAUUGAUGGUGAGGAGUCGGCGAACUCCCAGAUCGCCGCUCCUAAGAAAGACACUCCGACAUUCUCCCCCUCCGACGUCACAGUGCUCUUCGUCCUCGGCGGUCCAGGUGCAGGGAAAGGCACACAGUGCGCGAAUCUCGUCCGCGACUAUCAUUUCACGCAUCUAUCAGCGGGCGACCUGCUGCGCGCAGAGCAAAACCGCGAGGGCUCCGAGUUUGGCGAUCUGAUCAAGGAGUAUAUCCGCGAUGGCAAGAUCGUGCCCAUGGAGGUGACGGUGCAGCUUCUGGAGAAUGCCAUGACGGAGGUGGUGCGCGCGGAUAAGGAGGGCAAGGGGAAGUUCUUGGUCGAUGGGUUCCCCAGACAGAUGGAUCAGGCGCUGAAGUUCGAGGAGUCGGUUGUUCCGGCGAGAUACGUCUUGUUCUUCGAUUGCCCCGAGAAGGUCAUGGAGGCCAGGUUGUUGGAGAGGGGGAAGACUAGUGGAAGGGCGGAUGAUAAUGCGGAGAGUAUCAAGAAGAGGUUUAAGACGUUUGUGGACACCAGUAUGCCGGUUGUGGAUUACUUUGAGAAGCAGGGACGGUUGUUGAAGGUCUCGGCUUCGAAUUCCCCAAAGGACGUGUAUAAGGAUACUGUAGGGAAGCUUGAGGGUGCUUUAGGCAAGAACUUUUAA
This is a messenger RNA of Venustampulla echinocandica, 6483 nucleotides long. RefSeq lists its product as uncharacterized. Gene Ontology annotation, biological process: pyrimidine nucleotide biosynthetic process; proteasome assembly; 'de novo' pyrimidine nucleobase biosynthetic process. The transcript has 7 exons. Lineage: Eukaryota; Fungi; Ascomycota; Leotiomycetes; Helotiales; Pleuroascaceae. The coding region runs from base 1 to 6483 and encodes 2160 amino acids. Gene Ontology annotation, molecular function: ATP binding; molecular adaptor activity. Gene Ontology annotation, cellular component: cytoplasm; nucleus. The record is from RefSeq and is a predicted model, not a curated record.